This is a messenger RNA of Eurypyga helias (sunbittern), 456 nucleotides long. Its product is annotated as ORM1-like protein 2. Lineage: Eukaryota; Metazoa; Chordata; Aves; Eurypygiformes; Eurypygidae. Gene Ontology annotation, biological process: intracellular sphingolipid homeostasis; ceramide metabolic process; negative regulation of ceramide biosynthetic process. The transcript has 3 exons. The annotation marks the transcript as partial. The record is from RefSeq and is a predicted model, not a curated record. Gene Ontology annotation, cellular component: endoplasmic reticulum membrane.
AUGAACGUCGGCGUGGCACACAGCGAGGUGAACCCCAACACGCGGGUGAUGAACAGCCGGGGCAUCUGGCUGGCGUACGUGAUCGGAGUCCUCCACGUCGUUCUCCUCAGCAUCCCCUUCUUCAGCAUUCCCGUCGUCUGGACGCUCACCAACAUCAUACACAACCUGGUCAUGUACCUGCUGCUGCACACGGUGAAGGGGACCCCCUUCGAGACCCCGGACCAGGGCAAGGAUCGCCUCCUCACGCACUGGGAGCAGAUAGACUACGGGACGCAGUGCACCUCCUCGCGCAAGUUCCUCAGCAUCUCCCCAGUGGUGCUGUACCUCCUCACCAGCUUCUACACCAAAUACGACCCCGCGCACUUCGUCGUCAACACGGCCUCCCUGCUCAGCGUCCUGCUGCCCAAGCUGCCCCAGUUCCACGGCGUCAGGCUCUUCGGCAUCAACACGUACUUG